GACAUCGUGAUGACACUGAAGGAAAAGCUUUCUCUAAGCCGCAUUGAACACUUCUCCCUGGUGCUGGAGCAGCAGCACAGCAUCACCAAACUACUGCUGCUGCAUGAUGAGGAAAGGAUACAGCAGGUGGUCCAGAAGAAAGAGGCCCAUGACUACAGAUGUCUGUUCCGUGUUUGUUUCUUGCCGAAAAGCCUCCACGCGCUGCUGCAGGAAGAUCCCGCUGCCUUUGAGUACCUCUACCUGCAGGGUGUGAACGAUGUGCUGCAGGAGCGCUUUGCAAUAGAGAUGCGGUGCAACACGGCCCUGCGACUCGCCGCUCUGCACAUCCAGGAGAGGCUGGCGAGCUGUGGACACUCACAGAAGACCAACUUGAAGAUGAUCACGAAGACGUGGGGCAUAGAGAACUUUGUGUCAUCCACACUGUUGAGAAACAUGCGAGAGAAAGACCUGAAGAAAGCCAUCACUUACCAUAUGAAGAAGAGCCAGUCACAGAACGACCCCAAGCAGAAGGGCCUGUCAGUGGAUCAGACUCGCAUCAACUACCUGGAGGAGCUGUGUGAGCUCAAGUCAUUCGGAGGGAAAUCCUUCAGUGCCACCAUGAUGCUUCAGGACAGGGAGUCAAUGGUGACCUUGUUGGUGGGGGCGCGCUACGGGGUGAGUCAGGUGGUCAACCACAAACUGAGCAUUCUGUCCACCCUCACAGAGUUCACCUGCAUCACACGCAUCGAGCUGCUGCCUGAAUCCGACAAGGUCAGCCUGGUCAAAAUAUACCUGCAGGACAUCAAGCCCAUCACAUUGCUAUUGGAGUCAGCGGCCGCCAAAGAUAUGUCCUGCCUAAUAGCAGGGUACUGUCAAGUGUUUGUUGACCCCAACCUGAACAUCUUCCCCUGGAUACAUGUGUCCAAGAAGCACCGAGUGUCUGCUGAGGAAGGUUACGUGUCACGGUGUGGCAGUGACUCGGACACCUCCUCAGACUUGGGCAUGGACGCGCUGAUCACCAAGGCGUCACAUGACGACAGGCCGCGCCCUCGCAUCAGAUCCUCAUCAGACCCAGACGGGAGAAAAAGAAAAGACAGAAACAGAAGGAGAAACAAAGACAGCAAAGAAAAGGGGGAUAAAACAUGGGAGGAGAAUAAAAAGCAAAAGGAAGAAAAGGAUGCUGACACGGAAAAGGAAAAGUCUCCCUUGAGUAAAAACAGAGAGAGUAAGAAUGAAGAGACACAGAACAAAGAGGAGACGGAAAAGCUGCAGGAGGGUCAGCAAACAAAGAUCGAGAUAAGGGAACAUUAUUCUGGGGAACUACGGGAGAACGUGGGACAAGAAAGUCGAUGUGACGAAGACGUUCAUGCAGCAGAAGAGCAUCCUUCGGUAUCAGAAGCAUCUGAUUCUCUGAACACAGACUCUCGUGUCAUCACCAGCCCCUCCAGCGACUCCCUCGACGCUUUGGAGGAAGACGACCUAGUUUCAUGUUCUUCCUCGUUCACGGUCCUCCCCAACGCUCCAUCACAAACACUCAAUAGCCACUCUCCCCUUCAGCUCCACCAUUACUCCCACAAUCAGGUUCAUCCUCAUCUCCUCGCCCCUCCACCAGCUCACGCCCAUCCCCUCAUCCACCUCACAGCUGACGACAGACGACAAGGAGGAGGCCUCAGGAGGUCCAACGACCGAGCCGAUCCCCAACUCCUCUCCUCCGUCCCCCCCUCUUCGAGCCUUCACUGCAUCCAAAAAUGUCCCAGCAACCCCUGCUCCGACGACAGCUCCCUGUGUUUCGCCGAGCUCUCCCUUCUGGUGGACUUCCUGCCGAGCCCUCCAGAGGCCAGCGACGACGAUGAAGAAGCGGAAGAGGAGUUAAGGAGGAGGAAGAGGAGGAAGGGGAAGAUGUUGAAAGAAACAGGAGAGUGUGUGAGAGGUGAAAGUGGAAGCAUAAGCGUGGAGGGCAGUCUCAGAGAACACCCACUAACCCCCUCCCCAUCCUCCUCCAACCUGGAGUUUGUCUUCAACUUCGACCAAAGUGACGCUCGCUGCUACUACAAACUCUGCUCUAACAUCACCCCCGACAGCGCCCGCAGCCUUCCCUGCCCCCCGGAUCAUAACGAGGGAGGAGAUUGGGUGAAGGUGAAGGCAGAUCCGGCUGAGGCGGUUUACCUGGAGCCCAUCCCCAUUCUUCAGCCACCACCGGGGUUUGGAGACAGCAGCUCUGACGAGGAGUUCUUCGACGCCAGAGAUCGCUUCACCUCGCCUGUGGACCCAGCCUUAGACGCCAUCCCAAGAGAUAUUCGUUCAGACAUGAAACUGGACUUCCACAGCGCACUCAGCCUGAGUGACAUCAGUGUCUCUGUGGCAGACGAAGACAGAGCAGAAGAAGAAAAAGAAGAAGAAGAAGAUAAAAAAGACGUAGAGGAGGAAGGAGGAGGCAUAGAAACAUUGUUCCAGCUCAGAAAAAGAUCUCGGAAGCGACGUUCCUUCAUGGAAACUGAUUUCACCUCUACGGUGUCAUUUCCGGAGCCAGAUCCAGAAAAGUCAGACCAGGUUUUCAACAGGCUUCGUAACAACAUGUUGGCAGAUUCCAGUGAUGCAGAGAUGCUGAGUUUAGAUCCUGAACCUUCAGAACAAACGCAGAACCCCUGUCCUACUGUCUCCUCUUUGAAUCACUCCGAAGGGGAACCGGCUCAGCUCGAGUCCAAACCCAUCCUGUCCAAACCCCGCUUGCAUGGAUGUAGCUCUCCUUGUGGUUUGGGGUCUCAUGAUCAGAGUAGAGACCCCUCGAGAAGCAGGAAACAGGAAAUGGAGAUGGAACCCGAUGCAAUGGAAUCAAAAUCGGUCACAGAUUUGGUGAAGGCAGCGUCUCCUACGAUAACUAUUGUCCGCUGCCGGAUGGAUCCAGACGAGAAGGAGGAAAGGAAAGAAAAGGUGGAGAUGGAUAAGGGGAAAGACGAGGAAGAGGAAACAUCAGGUGUGUCAGGGAAUGGGCCGUUCAUUAAUCAUAUGUUUUUGCCAGAAUACACUAAGGAGGGAGGUAAGGGGGAAGAAGAGAAGACGGAGGGGGUGGAAGGGGCGAGUUUGGCGAGUUCAGAUAGACAACUUAUAGAAGCUCAGAAGCAACCGGAGGCCAACACGCUGCCUACACGUUUGAAAGAUGUUAAUGCAAAGAGUAGUAAUGGCCUUUUUGGAGCACAUGUGUUUGCCGUAGAGGAACAUCUACUUAAAGGUGUGUGUGAAAAUUCAAACCCUCACUCAUACUCACCACCACCCCCUCCACCCACAACCCCUCUACCAGUUCUUCCCAAAUCACAGAGUGAUUGUUUUGUUAGUGGAAAAGGCAGCAUUAAAAACACAGGGUCCUCAACCAAAAUGUCUUCAUCUAAUUCUGAGAUGUCACUGGGCAAACAAGGUCCCACUGAAAAAGCAAAACUAUAUUUAGACUUCACCACCCGUUUUAAUGAGGACACCAUCGGUGUUAGCACUCCUAGCGAUGAAGUUACCGACAGCACCAAUUCAGACAAUGUUUUUGAUGAUGAUGAAUUGGAUAACUCCUUAAAUUCUGGUUCAAUGGUGACCACACAGAAUCUAAACGGGCCAGGUCUCCCAUUUCAUAGUCAGUCCCAGAUAGUAGGACAGACCAGUGGCAACAGACCUUUGAUGGGUCUUUGUAGAGCUCCAGAGCAGACUUCCGACUCACCAAAAACACUUUCUUCUGUCUGCAAGGUCUUUACCAUCUGUGAGGAUCCGUCCAAGACAAAGGACCCAGUCGAGGUGGGAUCUGCACAAGCCUUGAAGACUCAGUUUGGCUGCAAUUCUUUGCAAGAGUCUGUAUGUGAGUCGGUUGUGGAAGGGUUGCAAGUGCCGCUGGAUGCUUGUGGUUGCCCAACGUUGCCCUACACAAACUGCUUCGGCAGCGGGGACAGCUUUGACGAGGAGCUGACGGUCUACGAGUUCUCCUGCCGCACUCAGAACAGCGGCGUGACGCAGACUUCAGGAGCAGGUCUUCCUCUCAUCACCUCCCCACCUGUUCCCUCCUUUCUCUCCACCUCUUCCACCUUCUCUCCGUCCUUCCCGCGCUCCAUCCAUUUCUCCACUUCUACCUCUGAGCUCAGCCCUCUCCUCUCACCGUUGUCUGACGCCUCAGAUAAUUUCCAGUCUCAAACGCACAAGGACACCAUCAGUGGGCUAGGCCAGCAGCGCUACCCAGAACCCCCAACAGGAUUCCAGGUACUUCGCGUGGACGUGGAUCAGCUCCUUACGAUUCUGGAAAGCAGCGGUGCUGACCGAUCUAUGGCAAACCAUGGAGGUCGCCACCCUAGAGACACCUGUCCGGCACACUUUACAGAGAACAAGAGAUUGCUGCAGAUAGAGGCACGGCGGCUGAUGUCAGGCUGCCAGAAGGUGGUGGGUAUCGGACAGAGCCCAGAAGAGAUGCUCCUUUCCCUGGCCAAUAGUUUCCGGACCCUGGUUGAGUUGGCAGGUAUAUGCCUCUGGUUCUCUGGUUGUGAAAGGUGCGACCGGAGGAACGCAGAGGCGGUCGCAGGUCUGGCUGACGUGGCUCGUUCGUUCAGAGACUUCUGUCUGGCCGCAGAGCGAGCCAGCAGCAAGCGCAGCUGCCAGGAUCUGAGCACCAAGCUGCUAGCCAAACAGUGCACCGCGCUCACCGCCUCGGUUUUCUGCCUCACUCAGCUGUUCCGCACCCUCACUGCACUAUGA
Notothenia coriiceps (black rockcod) is the source of this 4698-nucleotide messenger RNA. It is a transcript of the gene frmpd1a, whose product is annotated as FERM and PDZ domain containing 1a. Gene Ontology annotation, cellular component: cytoskeleton. The annotation marks the transcript as partial. The record is from RefSeq and is a predicted model, not a curated record. The transcript has 9 exons. NCBI's taxonomy places the organism in Eukaryota, Metazoa, Chordata, Actinopteri, Perciformes, Nototheniidae.